Messenger RNA from Mustela lutreola (European mink), 5588 nucleotides. RefSeq names its product BPI fold containing family C (gene BPIFC). The coding region runs from base 3577 to 5100 and encodes 507 amino acids. The transcript has 21 exons. Lineage: Eukaryota; Metazoa; Chordata; Mammalia; Carnivora; Mustelidae. Gene Ontology annotation, molecular function: lipid binding. The record is from RefSeq and is a predicted model, not a curated record.
CAGCUUGUGAUCGAUGACUCGGCGCGCAACGGCUCCGCCUGGGAGUAAGAGGCGCUCAGUGCGCAGGUGCCAAGACUGCCGCCGGCUGCGGGGUGUCGCGGCUCUGGCAGCCGUGGGGGUUCUCCUGCGGCGGCUGUGCCGAGUCCUUCCAGACGUGCUCGGGGAAAGUUAACGCCGAGAGAGGGGCUGCAGAAUACGGGACUCGCCAUUCCGCAAGCCCCAGUGCCUGGUUCUUUAUUCAUUUCCUCCGCGGCGCUCAGCGCCAGCCGUAGGCAUCUGCUCUGGAAGCCUUAGUUGAACCCAGGCUCCCUUAGUUUCCUCUUGUUACAGCAAAGUAUGAAACAGCUUGUAGUCCCUGAUCUGUGUCGCUGAGUAUAGUAGUAAUCUGUUACAUAGCAAUCACCCCAAAGUUUGGCAGCUUGAAACAACAAAGGUGAAGUGUCCCCCAGGUUCCGGGCGUCAGGGAUUGGGGCAUGGCGUUGCUGGGUGGUUCUGUCUUGGUCUCUCCUGAGAUUCCAGUCAAGAUGUAGGCCAGGGCUGCAGCAGGCCGGACAGCCUGCUUGCUGGAUAGCUCACUCACCUGAGUGUUGGCGGGAGGCCUGUUUCUCACAGCACGGACCUCCCUACAGGGUGAGUUGAGUGUCCCCAUGACUUGGCAUCUGGCUUCUCUCACAACACGUGGUCCCCAAGAGAGCAAAGCAGAAGCCACAGUGUCUUUUGUGAUCAAGCCUCAGAAGUCACAUACCAUCACUACUGUCACUGCAGACAACCCUUCAGUGUGGAAGGAUCAACACAGAGGUAGGAAUUCCAACAGACAGGGAGCGCUGGGAGCCACCCGGGAGGCCGGCUACCAUGGAGAGUCUGACAAUGAUGGUAACGAUUAUCACUUAGAUGAGAGAGAGCGAAUCGUCAAAUAUCCUUGUUUGAGAGCCACUGUCCAAAUCCUUAUGAAAAAGCCCAAUGGAGUUUCCUCCCAGUAGGUGGCAGUACUGGUCCACUUCCUGAUCUUCCUUAGAUAUAACCAUCGGCAUGGAAGAAGUCAUCCAAAUACAGGGGUUUAGAAGGGUCCUGGAAGAGAACCAGAACAUCCACAAGGCACCACCAAGAUUUAAGAUUUAACAUGAAUUUAAAUUUGGUUUGAACUGCAAAUAAGAAAAUGUAACUCCCUUUUAGACAACUGAUAAUAAGUGAGUGACUCUGGAUGGCAGAGACCCACAAACGGAGCAAACUGCCCAGCGUCCCAGGUGGGGCGGGCAGGACAGGUCCAGCACCGCAGGACAGAGUCGAGUUCACUUUCUCCAGGCCACCUUUCCUGAGAACUCCCCUCAAAUCCCAUACCAGACGCCCCAGGAUAGACAACAGUGAUUCAGGUUUCCACCAAGACUUUCCACCAAGACUUUCAGGUUUUCCAGGACAAAAGGGAAAAUUAGUAACUGCUUCAGGAAAAAUACUGCUGUUUUAACGUUCAGCUUCUCUGGGAGUCUAGCAGAUCCUAUGCAUCUGGUUAAUGGAUGGGAGAGGCCAAGGGGGCUGAGAGGAGGGGGAUCCUACUGACAGCGGUGGGGGAGGGUGGGCCAGCAGGGGAGGAAGUUAGGGCCAAGCCGCUGCUCUGGGCAGGAGAGAUGGGGGGGCAGGGUGCGAAACUGGUACUGCCACCCAGGGAAGAUUCUGAGGAAAGGACAGAAAUAUUUGGGGUACUUUGUCAAUUUUGUCCACGUGAUCUGUGAUGUCAUUCCUCUGCUUCCAUGUCUCGUUGUGUAUUCUUUUCCCUCGUACACUAAAAACACUAAAACAAUGACAAUCGAGUGUUUCUCCGUCAAGCACCUAAAAUCAUCGCGCAGCCCUCAGUAGCCCUUCCACCAUGAGACACCGCCCCAUGUGCACCUGCCAACUUCUGGGCUUUCUUUUCGCCGCCAGCAUGGUGAUUUAUUUAUUUUUCUUUUUAAUAGAAUCUUUUUAUUGUGUUACGUUAGUCACCAUACAGUACAUCAUUAAUUUUUGAUGCAGUGUUCCAAGAUUCAUUGUUUACGCACCACACCCAGUGCUCCAUGCAAUAUGUACCGCCCUUAACACCCACCACCGGGCUCACCCACCCCCCACCCUCCUCCCCUCCAAAUCCCCCAGUUUGUUUCCCAGAUUCCCAGAAUCCACAGUCUCUCAUGGUUCACCUCCCACUCCGAUUCCCUUCCCUUCGCUUCUCCUUUCCUUCUCCUAAUGUCCUCUAUGUUAUUCCUUGUGCUCCUUAAGUCUUUACUUAUUUACUUAUAUAAGUACUAUACUUAUAUAAGUAUACAGAUACUGAAUAAGUAUAUAAAUACUAAAUAAAUAUAUAAAUACUAAAUAAGUAUUUACUCAUUCCUUAAGUAAGUGAAACCGUAUGAUAAUUUACUUUCUCUGCUUGACUUAUUUCCCUCAGCAUAAUCUCCUCCAGCCCCUGUCCACGGUGAUACAAAAGUUGGGUGUUCAUCCUUUCUGAUGGCUGAGUAAUAUUCCAUUGCAUCUUUGGACCACAUGAUGAUUUAGAAAUUCACAUUUCCAGCCAAGGUUUCCCCAGAACUCCAGCUCCCCACCAGACCCUGCUGUUCAGAUGCCGAAUGCCUGUAUGUCUCUCCUUCAUACAGUACGGGGGUCUGUACCCUUAUUCCCUUCAGAGCUCGGGUCUCCGCUCCAGUAUGCCGCCUCAGAGAAGCCUCCCUGGGCCAUCCCACAAAGGGAGCAUGCCUCCCCCAGUGACAGCACCCUGUCCAUUACAAGACCACACACCAGCACUGCCCCUUGUUUCCUUCAUAGCGUAUGACGCGAUCUCUACCUUUUUAUUCAUUUUGCUGUUUGCUUGUUUGUUUCCAGCCUCAUCUAAUCAACUCCACAUGGACAGGGAAUCUGUCUUUUUUUACUGAAGAGGUCCUUGCCCAAUAUUUGUGGACUGAAUGAGGGGAAUCUGUAAUGACUGACACUAAAUGAUUCAAUGAGGAAAGUGUCUUCAGGCUUGUGUCACCAUUGAUAAGGCCACAUACCAAUGAAUAAAAUUUUACAGCAUUUUUCAGUUUUAAGAGCUAUGGUCUGAAUGUUUGCAUCCCUCCAAAAUUCACAUGUUGAAAUCCUAAUCCCAAAAGUGAUGGUAUCUGCGGGCGGGCCUUUACGAGGUGCUCAAGUCACGAAGGUGGAAUCCUCAUGAAUGGGACGGAUGCCGAAGAAAAGAGGCUCCAGAGAGAUCCCUGGCUCCUGCCACUGUGUGAGGACACAGCCAGAAGGCGCUGGCUGUGAACCAGGAAGAUGUGAUCAUGCAGGCUCCUUAAUCUUGGACUUGCAGUCUCCAGAACUAGAGAGAAAGAGUACAACCAGGCAAAGUGGCAGGCAGAGGCAAAGAGAGAAGCAGACUCCCCACUGAGCAAGGAACCCGAUGCGGGACUCGAUCCCAGGACCCCGGGAUCAUGACCUGAGCCGAAGGCAGUGGCUUAACCGACUGAGCCACCCAGGCGUCCCAAGCUGAGUUCAAGGCUCAAGUGGAGAACACAUAGCUUCAGAGGCAGAAGGAGUCGAAGGUGCUCCCAGCUUUGAACACCUCCCCUACUUGAGAUGCAUACAAAGGCAGUCCAACUCCUCUGGGGAUGUUUCUUCCUGUGGAAUCUCUACAUCUCAUCUGCCCAGACCGUUUACCCUGGAAUCAAGGCCAGGGUUACUCAGCAGGCUCUGGACUAUGGCGUUCUAGCUGGGAUGGAGAUGAUUGAGCAAAUGGUUAAGGAAAAAAAGAUCCCAGACCUAGAAGGCUCUGAAUCUCUGGAAUUUUUGAAGGUUGAUUAUGUGAACUACAAUUUUUCAAACAUAAAAAUCCAUGCCUUCUCAUUUCCAAAUACUUCAUUAGCCUUUGUGCCUGGGGUGGGAAUCAAGACCCUGACCAACCACGGUACCGCCAACAUCAGCACCGACUGGGAAGUCAAGUCUCCGCUCUUCCAAGACACAGGAGGAGCUGAUCUGUUUCUCUCUGGCGUCUUCUUCACUGGUGUCAUUGUCCUGGCCCGCAACGACUUUGGUCACCCAAUCAUGAAGCUCCAAGACUGUUACGCCCAAGUGAGCCACGCCCACGUGUCAUUUUCCGGAGACCUCAGUGUCCUGUACAACUCCUUUGCUGAACCCAUGGAGAAACCCAUUUUAAAGAACUUAAAUGAAAUGCUCUGUCCCAUUAUCAUGAGUGAGGUGGGAGCCCUGAACGCCAACCUCAGCAUGCUAGAGGUUUUAACCAAGAUUGACAACUAUACUCUCCUGGACUACUCCCUAAUCAGUUCUCCGGAGAUAACUGAGAAUUACAUGGAGCUGAAUUUGAAGGGCGUAUUCUACCCCCUGGACAACCUCAGCGACCCCCCCUUCUCACCAGUUCCUUUUGCGCUGCCAGAACACCACGACUCUAUGCUCUAUAUUGGAAUCUCCGAGUUUUUCUUCAAGUCUGCCUCCUUUGCUUACUUUACAGCUGGGGCCUUCAAUGUCACUCUCUCCAUGAAAGAGAUUUCCAACCAUUUGGUUCAAAACUCUCAAGGCCUUGGCAAUGUGCUCUCCCGGAUCGCGGAGAUCUACCUCCUGUCCCAGCCCUUCAUGGUGCGGGUCAUGGCAACGGAGCCUCCUGCAAUCAGUCUGCAGCCGGGUAACUUCACCCUGGACAUCCCUGCCUCCAUCGUGCUCCUCGCCCAGACCGAGAACUCAACCGCGGAAGCCAUCGUGUCCAUGGACUUUGUUGCUAGCACCAGUGUUGGCCUGGUUAUUUUGGGACAAAGACUGGUCUGCUCAUUAUCUCUGAACAGAUUCCGGCUCUCUUUGCCAGAGUCCAAUCGCAGCAAUAUUGAGGUCUUGAGGUUUGAGAACAUUCUGUCCUCUAUUCUCCACUUUGGAAUCCUCCCACUGGCCAACGCAAAAUUGCAGCAAGGAAUUCCCCUGCCCAACCUACACAAAAUCUCACUUGUCAAUUCUGAUAUUGAAGUUCUUGCGGGAUUCCUUUUGAUCUCCACUGACCUCAAGUAUGAAACGUCCUUAAAGCAGCAGCCAAGUUUCCAUGGUUGGGAAGGUCUGAACCUCAUAAGUGGACAGUGGAGGGGGAAGCCCGCUGCUUGAUUGCCUGUUUGGAGCCCACCCCAGGCAGCCAGUGGCCCUUAAUCCACAGCUACUGUAAGCCCAGAAGGGGAGAACAGUGCAGGCUGGAUUGUAAAGCCCUGGGAAGUGCUUAGGCUGACAGUUUUCCUUCUCAAGCCCUCAGGGACAGAGGGAGGCAAACUGAGUUAAAGAGCCAAAUCAGGGGUGUGUGUGUGUGUGUGUGUGUGUGUGUGUGUGUAGGGGUAGGCGUUUCAGUGUUUCAUGUUCGAAUGCACAUUGUGUGUUUCUGGGUUUAUAAAAUGCUGGGGACUGGAGCUAACCAUGUGCCCUGGAGGAGGCGCAUGAGAAAGCCCAAAUUACAGAUUUGCCCGAGUUCUUCCUGGAGGAGCUCCCUUUAGCUCUCUCAGCAACCCAGGGUUUCCCCCACUUCCCUCCAUAUUGGAUUAUAUGUUUUAUAUUUACUGCUACUGUCCCUUGUAUUUAAUUAAACUCGUUUUCUAUUAAUGUGA